Messenger RNA from Drosophila eugracilis, 1595 nucleotides. RefSeq names its product probable cytochrome P450 6a23 (gene Cyp6a23). Lineage: Eukaryota; Metazoa; Arthropoda; Insecta; Diptera; Drosophilidae. Gene Ontology annotation, molecular function: monooxygenase activity; oxidoreductase activity, acting on paired donors, with incorporation or reduction of molecular oxygen; heme binding. The transcript is spliced from 2 exons. The coding region runs from base 12 to 1520 and encodes 502 amino acids. The record is from RefSeq and is a predicted model, not a curated record.
CUGAACGUGAAAUGUCGCUGUUACUAACUCUGGUCGCACUUUUAGUGUCGUUGCUUUUAUUCGUGGCCCGCCGACGUCAUGGAUAUUGGCAAAGGAGAGGUAUUCCACAUGAUGUGCCCCAUCCACUCUACGGAAAUAUCAAGGACUGGCCCAAGAAGCGACACAUCGCCAAGAUAUUCGGGGAUUACUAUUUAAAGUACAAAGGUUCGGGCUAUCCGUUUGCUGGCUUCUUCUUCUUUUUCACCCGAAAUGCUGUAAUAACCGACUUGGAGUUGGUCAAGAGAGUUCUGAUCAAGGACUUCAAUAACUUUGAGAAUCGAGGUAUAUUCUACAAUGAGAUCGAUGAUCCGCUUUCGGCGACCUUGUUCAGCAUUGAGGGUCAGAAGUGGCGUCAUUUGAGGCACAAGCUGACACCCACUUUUACCUCUGGCAAAAUGAAGAAUAUGUUUCCGAUUGUUGUUAAGAUUGCCGAAGAUUUGGAGAAGACUUUCAGCGGUAAGAUCACCUCAGGACAAGGUCAAGUUCUUGAGGUUGUGGAUCUCGUGGCCCGGUAUACGUCCGACGUAAUCGGCAAUUGCGCUUUUGGUCUCAAUUGCAAUAGUUUGCAUAAUCCCAAGGCGGAUUUUGUGACCAUUGGAAAACGGGCGAUCGUGGAACGCCGCUAUGGAGGAUUGCUGGACUUCUUUAUUUUUGGGUUUCCAAAGUUAUCUCGCCGCUUGCACCUUAAAAUAACCGUUAAGGAUGUAGAGGACUUCUACACUCAAAUCGUAAGAGAAACAGUGGAGUAUCGAUUGAAAACCAAGGAGAAACGUAACGACUUUAUGGACAGCUUAAUCGAAAUGUAUCAGAAGGAACAAGCUGGAAACACUGAAGAUGGACUUUCUUUCAACGAAAUCUUGGCACAAGCCUUUAUUUUCUUUUUGGCUGGAUUUGAGACUAGCUCCACCACCAUGGGAUUUGCUCUUUACGAACUAGCCCAGAACCAGGAUGUUCAGGAUAAACUCAGGGACGAGGUUAACCAUGUUCUGGCCAAGCACAAUAACGAGUUUACUUACGAGGCCAUCAAGGAGAUGAAAUACCUGGAGCAGGUCGUCAUGGAAACCCUUCGCAAGUACCCAGUACUGGCUCAUCUUACGAGGAUGACCCAGACUGAUUUUGCACCGGAAGACCCCAAGAACUUUAUUGGAAAGGGAACGAUUGUUAUAAUACCAGCUCUAGGCAUUCAUUAUGAUCCGGAUAUCUACCCAGAACCUGAGAAGUUCAAGCCAGAACGCUUCACUGAAGAGGAAAUCGCUGCGAGACCUUCUUGCACUUGGUUGCCGUUUGGCGAAGGUCCUCGGAACUGCAUUGGUCUCCGUUUUGGACUGAUGCAGACCUGUGUGGGAUUGGCUUACCUGAUUAGAGGAUAUAAGUUUAGUGUUGCCCCAGAGACAGAAAUACCCCUGAAGAUUGCUGUGAAAAAUAUUCUAAUAUCCGCAGAGAAUGGAAUUCACCUUAAAGUCGAUAAGCUUUCCAAAUGAUAAUCUAAAACAGAAAGUCAAGUUCUUUAAGGGUUACAAGUACGACGCUGAAAAAUAAACCCCUAUUAAAGAUCA